Colletotrichum destructivum is the source of this 3262-nucleotide messenger RNA. RefSeq names its product Putative aminotransferase class V domain, molybdenum cofactor sulfurase. NCBI's taxonomy places the organism in Eukaryota, Fungi, Ascomycota, Sordariomycetes, Glomerellales, Glomerellaceae. Gene Ontology annotation, biological process: Mo-molybdopterin cofactor biosynthetic process. The record is from RefSeq and is a predicted model, not a curated record. The transcript is spliced from 2 exons. The coding region runs from base 325 to 2778 and encodes 817 amino acids. Gene Ontology annotation, molecular function: molybdenum cofactor sulfurtransferase activity; pyridoxal phosphate binding; molybdenum ion binding.
CAGCAUGAAAGCCGGACGAAGCCGCCCUCCAUGAUGCUGCAACACCUCUCCCUUUGCUGCCUUGCCUGAAUGUUCAGAGUCCCCUUCGUUAUGACACACCAUACCAGAUACCCUCGUCUUUUUCGUCCACCGUAUGGAUAGGGGCUUGUUCAGGCUUCUCGUCUCACCCUAAUCCAGGGCGUUGGUACACAUAAAAUUCGCAAGGCAACCGGCGUUCCUGUUCAACCUUCCGUCCCUCUCAACUUGCUUCUAGCAAAAAUAUCUAGCCACCUUACUGUCCCUGAGUUAAAGUUGGACUCAUUUCUGGUUUCGCUCCCUGCCAAGAUGGUUGACACGGGGACAAGACGUUACAACUCCCGGGUCGAGGAGUUUAGAGAGAGAGAGUAUCCUAUGCUCAAAGACUCAAUCUACCUUGAUCAUGCCGGAUCGACGUUGUACUCCAAGUCUCUCAUCGAGAGGUUCUCUGUAGACAUGAUGUCGAAUCUACUAGGAAAUCCACACUCUGCCUCGUCGUCCUCUCAGCUCUCCACAUCGCGCAUCGAGAACGUUCGUCUCAGGCUUCUGAGCUUCUUCAACGCCGACCCCGACAAGUUCGACCUAGUUUUCGUAGCGAAUGCUACCGCCGGGAUCAAGCUUGUAUCAGAAGCUUUUAGGGCUCUGCCUGAGGGCUUUUCAUAUGCGUACCAUCAAGCAUGCCACACGAGCAUUAUUGGGGUUCGAGAAGAGGCGCGCGAGAGCGCGUGUGUUUCAAGCAAUGACGUAGAGAGUUGGAUUUCUGGAACACACCACUUCGACUUCGAACAGCCAGGAUCGCACACGCUCUUUGCAUAUACGGCUCAGUCUCAUAUGGACGGUCGGCGCUACCCCUUGAAGUGGCCUUUUCUCUUACGACAAUCGCCUACUGCAAACCACUCGAGUACAUUCACGCUCUUGGACGCAGCCUCACUAGUCGCGACGACUCCUCUAGAUCUCAGCAACUCGGAAUCGGCCCCCGAUUUCACAGUUCUCAGCCUCUACAAGAUAUUCGGCUUUCCAGACUUGGGCGCUUUGAUCGUGAGGAGACAGGCCGAGUCGGUGUUUAACCACAGGCACUAUUUUGGUGGUGGGACUGUCGAUAUGGUGGUCUGUGGAAAGGAAAGUUGGCAUUCGCUGAAAACGACAUUCUUGCAUGAGCGUUUGGAGGAUGGCACUUUGCCAUUUCACAACAUCCUCGCACUGGAUGCAGCGUUGGAUGCCCAUACGGAGCUGUUUGGAAACAUGGCUUGCGUGUCAUUGCAUACGACCUUUCUAGCAACUCGCCUGUACGAUGGGUUAGCUGCCCUCAAGCACGGCAAUGGACUAUUGGUCUGCGUCAUCUACUCGCAGCCAAGCAAUGGCGAUGAUUCUUCUGCCAGCGGACCGCUCAUUUCAUUCAACAUUCGCAACUCUGCCGGUGUCUGGGUCAGCUUGCAUGAGUUUGAGAAACUCGCAACACUGAAGAACUUGCACAUUCGGACCGGCGGUGUGUGCAGCCCAGGGGGUGUUGCGGCGGCACUCGGAUUGAGCCCCUGGGAGAUGAAAAAUAACUUCUCGUCUGGUUUCCGCUGCGGGACGGACCAAGACAUCGUUGCCGGGAAGCCAACCGGUGUGAUACGAGCAAGUCUAGGCGCAAUGAGCACGCUAUCGGAUGUUGAUUUCCUCAUCAACUUCGUCAAAGAGUUUUAUCUGGAAGAAAUCGUACCCACCACCAUGUACCACGUUGCAAAGCCUUCAUUCGCAAAGCUUCGUAUCCAGAGCAUUAGUGUGUAUCCCAUCAAAAGCUGCGGCGGCUACUCCGUACCUUCUGGUAUGGUCUGGGAAGUCAGGCCCGAGGGUUUGGUCUGGGACAGAGAAUGGUGUCUGGUGCAUCAGGGAUCGGGGCAAGCGCUCAGCCAGAAACGGUACCCAAAGAUGGCUUUGUUUCGACCCAUCCUCGAUUUCGACCGCGGUCUAUUACGUGUCGCCUACCGUGGUGAAAAACCAGUGCACCUACCCGAAGAGAUCUCUGUGCCCCUUUCCGCAGAUCCGAGUCAACUCGACUCGCAAAGCUCAGCUCGAACGAGACUUUCUCGUGUAUGCGGAGACAAUGUCACAACGUAUAUCUACAACUCUCCUUCUGUCAAUAACUUCUUUAGCGACAUUCUCAAUGUGCCGUGCGUAUUGUCUCGGUUCCCAGCCGGUGGUCAAGGACUCGCCAUGCGUCACUCGAAAGCCAAGGUGCAAAAGCACGAGCAAGACAAAAUUACGACGCCAAGGACAUGCCCGGGGGCUUUCCCGGAACUGCCAUCUCCUCCAGAUUCGGAUUCGGAGCACUCUACAGCGAAAAUACUACUCUCUAACGAAAGCCCAAUACUUGUGAUCAACACGGCUAGUCUACACGCCCUGAACCGCGAGAUCGAGGCGAAUGGCGGAAGACCCGUCCCAUCAGAGUCAUUCCGGGCCAACUUGGUGAUCGGAACGACUCAUGGGUCCGAACAAGUAGCAUGGGCGGAGGAUGGUUGGGCUAGCCUUACAGUAGGCGGCGAGAAGUUCAACAUGAUGGGAGCCUGUCGCAGGUGUCAAAUGGUCUGCGUCGAUCAAGAGACUGGCGAAAGGCACCCGGAGCCGUUCGUCACGUUGGCCAAAGUCCGGAGGUUUGACGGCAAGGUAUACUUCGGCACGCACAUGGGCCACGAACCAAAUCCUACCUCUGCAACGAAAGGGAAACAGUUUCCUUUCAUACGAGUUGGAGACGCGGUCAAUGUUGGUGCUAGAGCAUGAUCGAAUUGACCUGUAGGCAGUGGUUCCGAUCGUAAUGACAGAGGCCCAUGGCUCAUGAUGACAGCAGCCGGAACAUGUCAAAUAAUUGCACAUGCAGUCGAUGGCGAUACAGUAUUUCGAUGAGUGUGAGAAUGCUUCUGCUGCUACUUGUUUCUUAACACAGUCUAUGUCGCAAAUGAUUUCAAGUCCCGAACGUAGUCAUCGUGAUGAUAACAUGGCUGUCACUCGUUUCCCCAUUCCAUUCGGAAAGGAUAUUCUCAUGAUUCUCAGGGUUCUGGUGAGUCCUAACGUGGUCUAACGGGAAGCUGGACCAAGGUCACUCUGACCAUACGAAACCCCAAAUACAGCGCAAGCCGGAAAAGCAAUGUCCCUGCCACCCGCGUAGAGUGUCCCUGACACGUACAGUGUGUUCUCCCACGUUAGUCCGGCCCGACACUGUCACACGUUCAAACACCUUCUAUGUGCCGUGUCCUCCAACCUACAA